Molecule: messenger RNA, 522 nt
Organism: Diceros bicornis minor
Lineage: Eukaryota; Metazoa; Chordata; Mammalia; Perissodactyla; Rhinocerotidae
Product: small ribosomal subunit protein eS24
Exons: 1
Coding region: 13-405 (130 amino acids)
Biological process (GO): translation
Cellular component (GO): ribosome
Molecular function (GO): structural constituent of ribosome
Source: RefSeq, a predicted model, not a curated record
UCCACCACAAUCAUGAACGACACAGUAACUAUCCAGACCAGGAAGUUCAUGACCAACCGACUACUUCAGCGGAAACAAAUGGUUAUCGAUGUCCUUCACCCUGGGAAGGCAACAGUACCUAAGACAGAAAUUCGGGAAAAACUAGCCAAAAUGUACAAGACCACACCAGAUGUCAUCUUUGUAUUUGGAUUCAGAACCCAUUUUGGUGGUGGGAAGACAACUGGCUUUGGCAUGAUUUAUGAUUCCUUGGAUUAUGCAAAGAAAAAUGAACCCAAACACAGACUUGCAAGACAUGGCCUGUAUGAGAAGAAAAAGACCUCAAGAAAACAGCGAAAGGAACGCAAGAACAGAAUGAAGAAAGUCAGGGGAACUGCGAAGGCCAAUGUCGGUGCUGGCAAAAAGUGAGCUGGAGAUUGGACAACAGAAGGAGUAAAGAUUCUGCAGUGACUUUAUCUGUGGUAAUUGUGGAGAUUUUUCAUGAGAGGAUUAAUAAACUAAGAACUUCUAAAAAAAAAAAAAGAA